Exophiala spinifera is the source of this 1488-nucleotide messenger RNA. RefSeq lists its product as uncharacterized. Gene Ontology annotation, molecular function: molecular adaptor activity; protein kinase activator activity. The transcript has a single exon. Gene Ontology annotation, biological process: autophagy of mitochondrion; piecemeal microautophagy of the nucleus; activation of protein kinase activity. The record is from RefSeq and is a predicted model, not a curated record. NCBI's taxonomy places the organism in Eukaryota, Fungi, Ascomycota, Eurotiomycetes, Chaetothyriales, Herpotrichiellaceae. Gene Ontology annotation, cellular component: phagophore assembly site; Atg1/ULK1 kinase complex. The coding region runs from base 1 to 1488 and encodes 495 amino acids.
AUGGCGCAAUCUCCCUACCUUGCCCAGCAGCGUUCUGCCCAACCCUCUCCCUCUCAGUCAUUGCACGCCGCUAGCCCUCCGGUCAAUAUCGAAACAAUUGUCUCGUACCUAGUCGCUUCCAAGCGGUCAUUGGGCAGCAUCCAUCUUGUCCAUCGAGCCACAAGCAUCCUCGCCGAGGCACGUGCUUCGAUCGAGUCUACCACCGCGCUUCUCGCGAAGACAACCUACCUGCGUCGGGCGUUGGCUUCACAACUCAAGACUUUGCGUGGGGUCCUGGAGGAGCUGGACUCGGCUGCUCAAGGCAUUCAGCACGAAUUCGAAACUAUAAUCCAAGAGUUGGACGAUACAGGCGCCAGGCUGCUGCAAUGCAUCGACUUUUUGAAAGAGACGGCCAUCGAGGAAGCCUUCAGGUCCUCCACCGAAGCAGAAGGAAAUACAGGUAAGGUCACGCUGCACGAUUUCGUGGACGACAAUGGCGUGGAACAGAUCAAGCAUGCCAUGAGAGCGGCGAUAGAUAACGUACAAAACGACCAGCACGAAAUAAACCAGUCCAUUCAGACCCUUGAAGAGGAUCUACAAUCGAUCAACGACGUCCUGGUCAAUCGCGUCAAUGACUCGGGUGGUGAAAGUGACCUCAAACAGCCAGUCUCUGCGACCCUGUCGAUUCUCGAACACCACGCCAAGGAGAUGGCGCAGGGCCUGGAAAGUCUGGUCAAGCACUUCGAUCUCUGUGUUACUGCCAUCAAGCACACCGAAGGCGGCGGGGAAGCCGUAGUGCAGACCAUGAAUGCCAAUGCCGAAGACCUUCCCGAUAAGGUCGGCAUGGGCAUGGAAGAGCUCCAGGCGGCCGCGCAGCCCAUGAACGAAGAAGAACGGACGGAGAUGCUCCAAGUUCUUGAGAACGACGCAAAUGAGGUCGACGAAGUGGUGAUGGAACUCCAGGACCGGCACGCCGAGAUGGAAGCCCAACUGGACAGGAUUGCACAGUGGCGCGAGCAGCAAGAGAUUGUCUACGCCGACGUCACGACCGCGUUCCGCCUCAUGGACAAGAUCUCGGGUCGGUUAUCGGGGUAUGUUGCGGAAACGGCACGGCACGCGAGUCGCUGGAAUGAAGAGAAGGCCAAGAUCGAAGACGGAAUAGGCGGCAUGGAAGAGUUGUGCGACUACUACGCCAACUUUCUCCACGCCUACGACGGCCUGAUUGUCGAGGUGGACCGGCGCAGAGCGGCCAAGAAGGCCAUGGAACGUGUCGUCGCGCAGGCCCAUGGUCAGCUCGACCAGCUGUACGAAUCCGACAGGCAGCUACGUAUCAAGUUCCGGGAAAAUCUGGGCGAAUACCUGCCAGGGGACAUCUGGCCUGGCGUGAACGAUUUACCCCCACGGUUUGAGAUCAACAGGGUGGACGCAGGCUUUGAAGCCAGCGUGCCCGAUAUACCGAGGCGGACCGUCGAUGAGGCCGCGAGAAGAUUUAGUAAGGGGCGAUCGUGA